AUGUUCGCCGCAACAUCCACAACAAACGCAGCAAGCGCAGACACCUUGGCUGCUUCCACAUUAUGUUUCGGUUUGAAAGUCAAGAAGAACCGUCGUGCUGGUUGUAUCCGAAAACACAGAAAACUCUUGAGAAGAGUUCCACGUAGACCUCGAGCAGUCAUUAGACGUUUGUUGAAGAAGUGUCGUCGUAAUAGACGUGCUGUGAAGAGAGCUUUGAGAAGAUCAAGAAAAUUGGCUCGUCGUGUGCGUCGUGUCAAGUCCAAGCGUGCUCGUCGUGCCGUUCGUCGUGCUUUGAAGAGAGCUCGUAGACAAGCCAAGAAGAUUAGACGUGCUGCUAGACGUUGUGCUAGACGUGCUUCCAAGAGAGCAAGAAAGGCUAGAAAGUUGGCUCGUCGUCGUGCCAGACGUGCUGCUAGACGUGCUUUGAAGAGAGCUCGCCGAUUGGCAAAGAGAAGAAGAGCAUUGAAAAGACGUGCUGCUUUGAGAAGAAGAGCUUCCUUGAGAAGACGUGCUCGUAAACUUGCCAAGAGAAGAUCAUUGGUUAAGAGAUGUCGUCGAUUUGUGAGAAGAGCUACCAAGAAGGCUGUUAAGAAGGCUGUGAAGAAAGCUACCAAGAAGCUUCAAAAGAAGUUGAAGAAGGUUAAGAAGGCUGCAAAGAAGGCUAUCAAGAAGGCUAAGAAGCAAGUCAAGAAGGCAAAGAAGGCUGUUAAGAAGGCCAAGAAGGUUGCCAAGAGAAGAGUUAUUGUUAGAAGAAGAAGAGCACCAAGAAGAAAGUGCAGAAGAGCAAGAAGAGGAAGAAGAGCUACCAAGAAGGCCAAGAAGGCUGCCAAGAAGAGAGCUGCCAAGAAGGCUGCUAAAAAGCUCAAGAAGCAACUCAAGAAGCUCCAAAAGAAGUUGAAGAAGGCCAAGAAGGCUGCAAAGAAGGCUGCUAAAAAGGCUGCCAAGAAGAGAGCUGCCAGAAGAAAGAUUGUUUUGAAGAAGAAGGCUGCUAAGAAGCUCAACAAGAUUGUCAAGAAGUUGUUGAGACUCAAGAAGAAGCUCGGAAAGAGAUACAAUCCAAAGAAACACCUUCCAAAGAAGGUCCGUAAGAUCUUGAAAAAGUUGAAGCUCCAAAAGAGAUGCAGAAAAAUCAGAAGAAUUAGAAGAACCAGAAGAUGCAGAAGAGCUAACAUCAAGUUCCCACAAAGAUUGUUGAGAAAGUUGAAGAAGGUUCAAAAGAGAAAUUAA
Molecule: messenger RNA, 1227 nt
Organism: Naegleria lovaniensis
Lineage: Eukaryota; Heterolobosea; Eutetramitea; Acrasida; Naegleriidae
Exons: 1
Coding region: 1-1227 (408 amino acids)
Source: RefSeq, a predicted model, not a curated record